UGCUUCAUUUCAGAGUUGUGUUCCGGCGACGGUUAGUUAACUACGGGUUGGUUAAUGGUUCAAACGUGUGGCUGUACUGAACAGUAAAAUGAUCUCUCGCUAUUAAUUGAGGUUCUAUCCGUUUUAUUGUAUUUGUGCUUGGACAACAUAUUUCAGGAAAAUGUUUACACCAGUUGCUGAUAGAACUGGAGGAGGAAGUACGGCUACAUCGUAUUCAUCUGCAAGUGCAAGAGCUGCAGCAGCUGCAGCUGCCCGUAGAAGAAGCACUGGUGUUUUUAACACCAGCGCUAGACGUUCACCUUUUACCACACCAGGCCGUACGACACCUUUAAAUCGUUCACUUCAGACUUCCCAGCUGAUAGAGGGCAGUGGACAGUAUUCGUUAGAGAGUUAUGGAGCAUCUUUACCAACCCUUGUUUAUGAAGCUCUUACCUUUGCUGACCGUAAUGUUGAAAUGUCUGCAGUUUUGUCACCCUGUGGUUGGGCGUGGCUUGUAUAUGGCCGCAGACUGUUAGUGUGGUGCUACAGAAAUGUUAAAUAUCAGUUUCGCGAACUCACCCUCCCACCAUCAGACUUAGCACAUCGAGCCCAGUUGGUUGUUGUGUAUGCUGCUAAUGAAGGACAGGUUCCAUCAUGUGUUGCUGCUUCACCUGAAGGAUUUGUUCGCUAUUGGCCAAGCAUUGCUCAUGAAGGCUCAUAUUUUGAAGUCAGCACGGAAUUGCAGGGUCAAGAGUGUGACAGCCUGGUGUUCUUAGGUCCUUCUUUGGGAUGUUUAUUAGCUACUACCACAUCAACAACGCUGCUGAUUGAAACAGCUGUGGGACCACCAGCCAACCAAAACAUUAAUGUGAGGCAUUUGAAAGUUCCUGCUGGUCUCCUUGGUGGAAUAUCUCGAAGGGUAUCCUCUUUGGUCUUUGGUUCUAUGCCUACACAAGCACCUGAAGCUCGUCUUGUGCGAGCAGUUGGUGUGCCAGGUGCUGAACAAGAUGAGCGUGCUGUGUUGGUCCUAUCUGCUCAUUCCUUACAGAAAUGGUAUUUAGUACCAAAUGAACCUGACAAAUUGAUAUAUGAAGUCAAUGUCGAAAAGUAUAUAAGGGAAGGAUUUGUUGACCAUGUAUGGGGCCGUGAACGUGCAGGUGCUACACAGUUGCGUGUUUGGCUGGUAGAUAUGCAGCCAACUUCUAGUGCAUCAUCAGUCAUGGUCCUCACUGCAGCAGUAAAUCCGCAAGUUUCUCAGCAGCUCGUGUAUGCCUUAGCUACAAUGGAAACGGGUGGAAAUACACCUCCACUGACAGUCAGUAACUUUUCACUACUCAAGCACUCUGAAUAUUAUCAAGAUUCUGCUGAAAAUGUUUUGCUGGCUCAGAGGUUUCUUUUGUGUGGCACGACAGCAUACAUAUAUAAUAAAAACACAGUGUUGUGUGUCUCAGCUGUUGGUGAAGGUGAUGCUGGUGACAGGGUCGAGUUUUCUGGCGCAGGUGAUAGUAUUUUGGGUGUUGGACGAUCACAAGGCCUGCCUCUAUUCUUCUCUGCCAAUCAUGGAAUAAUGUCAAUCACUACUAAUCAACACCUAAAUCAGUCAAGUGUCAUAUUGAACGAAAGUGUGGCUGAGGAAUCAUCAAGAGUAUGUGAAACACUGAAUCUCACGACUACUGGACUAGAUUCUAUCACAGCUAGCAGCGAUAAUACAGCAAAAUUUAAAGCAGCAUUUCUUCACUUCAACAAGAAAAACAUUGCUCAAGCACAGGCCUUGUUGGAUGAGCUGUUCCCAGGUUCAGACAACACUCAGUUAGACAGCAUUGUUAUUCAGGUAUCAACUCUUGUACUUGAUGACACACCAGCAACUGACCCUCGCUGGGCUGAAAUCAACCAAGCGGGUGGUACUGGUGCCCCAAUGUCACUUAUCAUACAGAACUUGCUUUUUGAUAAGGCUACAGCUCAUCAACAUUACAUGACUUUUUUGCAUCAGAUAGGGCUGUGGCAGCGCUUAAGCACAGUUGUUGUAGAUGAGGCACGUGGCUUAACACGAGUUCUUUUGGCUGAGCAUAGUGAACGCUUGGCAUUUGCAGCUGCUUUGCGUGCUAGGCACAAUGAUCAUCAGCAUCUUGUUGAUGCUGCCAUAAGACAUGUACUUGCAGAUCGUAAUGAAGCUCCCUCUGGCAAACUGACACAUGCUGAUUUGUUUUACCAAAGAGUUAGCCAAGUUCAAGCAAUUAUCUGGGGCUUGUUAAGGGCACAAGAAGAUGUACUCUCAGCAGAUGCUGCACCAAGGGACGCACCAGGGACAAUUCAUGCUGUAAACAGUCUUCUGUUAGGUCUUCUGUUGGCUGCAAGAUCAGUUAGCAGCAGUGUCAGUGGCGUCUCUUCCACAACAGCUGAUCCACCAUUAGAAAUGAUCCCUUGGACUGCCUCCCAGGGACCUAGAGGAAUCCGUACCCUUCUGUUACAGCAACACAACACCACUGUUCAGGUUGGUCUAGAUCGAGCUGAGGAUGGUGCUACAAGGGCUAAAUUGUACUCACAGAUGGUUGAUCUUGCUGACCUUAUUUUAACUGGUUAUCAGCCACAGUUAAGGUCUCUUUUACAAGUUAGCCAAGAUUCACACAGUGCCCUGUUACGAUCUUAUGAGAGAGAUCGAUACAAUCUUAUUCAACCUCUUGUUCAAGGCGAGCAGUAUGAUCAAGCUGUUGGUCUGGCGGAGAAGUAUUGUGAUUUCCGAACAUUGGUUGAAGUUUGCGAUCGGACAGAAAAUAGAGAAAGGCUUAGCCAGUAUAUGACACAAUUUGGAUCUGAGGGGUUUUCAGAUUUUGUUUUCCGUUGGUAUUUAGAAACUGGCAAAAGAGGUCGCUUGUUGGGCCAUGGAAAUCAAGGAGAUUUAUCAAGGUUCCUCCAGGAUUAUACAUCUUUAGCUUGGCUCCAUCAAGUAAAGACCCAAGACUUUGGAGCAGCACAAGGAACAUUGAGACAGUUAGCUCGUGAGGAAAACAAUUACCUUAGCCGUAAGAAGACUUUGUUAAGCCUGAGCAAGCUGUGCAACCUAGCGGCUAGUGGUCCUGGUGCAAAUGAUUUAAGCGUGGUAGAAGAUGACACCUUAGCCCUUGAAGAAGAGCUUAUAAUCUAUCAGGAACAGCUUCCUGAACCAGUGCUUACUGCACACUCCUUAGAUCCAGAAACUAUGAGAGUGCUGUCACCGUCUGAACUGAUACAUCUAUACACUGGUGAAGAAAAUACUUAUGCCAAUGAGUUUGAUUUCAAGAAAGCAUUAGAUUUGCUGGCAUUUGUACCUGAAGAUGAUGUUGGUGAUCUUAAGAAGCUCAUUUGGGUAAGGGCAGUUUUACGAAAUUCAUGGGAGCACAUGGAUACGGAUAACCCCUUGGAAUCCAUCAGUGAGACUCUGCUGUUUAAAACUAUAGAACUGGCUUUUACACAAGGUAGUGAGGUACAGGAGCUGUUAGUUCCAGCAGAAGAUUUGCUCACAAGUGAUGAAUUAGGUGGCCUUAAAGAGGAUGUCACAUUCAAGUUCUUGGUUAAUGCAGGUUAUGAAAAAAUAAACCAGUUACUUGGGUAGUAAUACAAGAAAGAAUCAACUGAUCAAAUUCUACUGAGCUUUUUAUUUGGAAAUUAAUUUUCAAGUUCAGUCUAUUAGUAUUUUAGGUUUCUUACAUUUGAUGUACCUGACAUUUGUAUCAUAACUUUCAUUGAUCUUUUGUAGUAUUGAAUAAAUAUCUGAAACUA
Molecule: messenger RNA, 3735 nt
Organism: Macrobrachium nipponense
Lineage: Eukaryota; Metazoa; Arthropoda; Malacostraca; Decapoda; Palaemonidae
Gene: Nup133
Product: nuclear pore complex protein Nup133-like
Exons: 21
Coding region: 161-3568 (1135 amino acids)
Biological process (GO): poly(A)+ mRNA export from nucleus; transcription-dependent tethering of RNA polymerase II gene DNA at nuclear periphery; protein import into nucleus
Cellular component (GO): nuclear pore outer ring
Molecular function (GO): protein binding; structural constituent of nuclear pore
Source: RefSeq, a predicted model, not a curated record